This is a messenger RNA of Angiostrongylus costaricensis, 360 nucleotides long. Lineage: Eukaryota; Metazoa; Nematoda; Chromadorea; Rhabditida; Metastrongylidae. The record is from the annotation of a GenBank genome assembly.
AUGGUCGCCGCAGAUUAUGCCUAUGACAUCGACGAUUUCAAUGUAAAGUUGUGGUCGAUGAUUUACGUACCUCCGGGUGCCGCGGCAAAGUUCAACCACGUCGCGUCACUGAACAUCAUCAUCUGCUUCGUCUGCAUUGCCAUGUUCCAGGUUUUGUCUCGAUUCAACAAAAAACAAUGCUCUGUGUACGACGUCAUCGGCGUGGCCGAGACGAGACGACGCCAGCCUUUCAACGCCAUCUGUGACAUCGGAGAAGAACCAUUUCCUGGAACAUGCGACAGUAGAGGAGUCUGCGGCGUCGGCGUUCUCGUCAACACCAGUUUGUCCAUGAACAUCGAUGAUGCCCGAAAGCCACCAUAA